AUGCAGGAAGCAAUAGUUAAAUACGUUAAGGGCGAAAGUAGAAUCAAUAAGAUGAAGCUAUUUGUUCAUGGUAGGUCAUUAGGGGGAGCAGUUGCAAUAUAUACAGUUUAGUAAUAUCCAGAACUAUUCAGGGGUAUGAUAAUCGAAAACACUUUUACUAGUAUCGAAGAUAUGGCUGAUUAGCUAUUUUUCUUCGCAAGGCAUGUAAAGUAAUAUAUUUUAAGAAAUCAUUGGAGAUCCAUUGAUAUUGUGGAUUAAAUUACAUUACCAGCUCUCUAUGUCACUGGAGAUGCUGAUGAACUUGUCCCUUUUGAAAUGACUUAAGUAUUGUACUAAAGAAGCAGGAAUACUAAAUUUAAGAAUAUUUAUGUUGUAAAAGGAGGAACUCAUAAUGAUACUUGGUAUGUUGGAGGUCAAAGAUAUCUCGAUAAACUAGAAGAAUUUAUUUGGAAAGCAUUAAACGCAGUUAAAGAAACUAGUACAGAUAAGUAAUAAGUAAAAAAUGAAUAAUCAGAGUAAUAAGAUAUUAAGGAUUAAAGAGAAACUGUGAUUAACACUUAGGAAUUAUGA
This is a messenger RNA of Stylonychia lemnae, 570 nucleotides long. The record is from the annotation of a GenBank genome assembly. Lineage: Eukaryota; Ciliophora; Spirotrichea; Sporadotrichida; Oxytrichidae.